AUGUCCCAGACACCCAAGCCCCGGUUACUGCCCAGCAUCGCAGAGGAGGCCCACUGUGGAACACACCUGCAGCCGUUGCAGCUCUUCUGUGACAAUGACCAAGUCACAGUUUGCAGCAAAUGUGUCCAGGCUCCCGAACACAAACAGCAUUCGGUAUAUGGGCUACAAGAGGCUGCUGAGUAUUACAGGAAGUUAUUCCAGGAAACACUGGUUAUACUGCGGGAGAAGCUGGAAGUAGUUAAAAGCUUACUGGCUGAUGAACAAGAGAGACUGGUAAUGCUUCAGGAAGAAGAGCAGAGGUUUAAAGAGAUGAUCAGGGCUGAGUAUAAGAUGAGAUUCCUGUUACUGGCUGAAGAGAUGGAGCGGUCCUUUCUGAGACUGUCAGCCUGCACAUUUGACCUGGAUGUGAAGGAACCUCAUCAGAACCUACUGAGGAAGUUGAAUGCUGAGUUCAGUCACAAGUCCCAGGAAAUGCUACAGAAACUUAGCCACCUGGGGAGAAAGAACAAGAGCAAACUGAAGGCGAACGCAGUCUGGGUUCGGAAGCACCUCUGCAUCCUCCAGAAGACCAUUACGGAACUGGAGAAGAAGUGUGGGGAACCUGCUGGAGCAUUGCUCCAGGAUGCAAAGCGCUGGUUAGAAAGGAGUGAGUCUCUGCUGCUUCAGAACCUAAAGCCAGCUCAGAUCACAGACCUGAGCUCAUCCCUGGUGAUAAGGAUGGACAAAUCACUGCUGAGGCUACAAAGACAUGUAACUUUGGACCCAGACACCGCUCAUCCUUCCCUCGUCUUAUCUGAGGACUUGAGAAGCGUGGGAUUUGGAGCUAUACCACAGAGGUUGUGGGACACUCCAGGGAGAUUGGACUUCAGUGCUUCCGUGUUGGGUGCAGGGAGCUUCAGCUCAGGGAGGCAUUAUUGGGAGGUAUCUGUGGGACAGGCAACGCAGUGGCAGUUGGGCAUAUGUGACUGUACAGAGAGAAAGAACAACGUACCCCAGGCUUCUGGAGAUAAGUACCUACUCCUGGGGUCCAUGAUGGGGGCAGAGUACACCUUCUGGGUCUUUCCCCCUUUAAGAAAGGUCUCUCUGAGAAAGCAAAUGUACAACGUUGGAGUCUUUGUUGACUGUGGCUGUGGCCAAGUAUCGUUCUACAAUGUGACAGAGCAAUCCCUCAUUUAUAGUUUCUUUGACCUUACCUUCCAAGGAACAGUUAAACCUAUAUUUUCUCUUUGUAUUCCAACUGGAGACAUGAAUGCAGAUUCUCUUACUGUCUGUCUCCCUCAAAUGCAUGCCUGA
Messenger RNA from Chionomys nivalis (European snow vole), 1293 nucleotides. It is a transcript of the gene Triml2, whose product is annotated as tripartite motif family like 2. The transcript is spliced from 7 exons. The coding region runs from base 1 to 1293 and encodes 430 amino acids. Gene Ontology annotation, molecular function: zinc ion binding; protein binding. The record is from RefSeq and is a predicted model, not a curated record. Lineage: Eukaryota; Metazoa; Chordata; Mammalia; Rodentia; Cricetidae.